UAUUCAGAAAAAGGGAUUGAAUUGCUAAUCUUUUUUUUUUUUUCUUUAACACAGAAAGUCCCUUUACAGAAUCCUCCUAUUAAGUGGGCUGAAGGACAUAAGGGAGUAUUUAAUAUUGAAGUGCAAGCUGUUUCCUCUGUUCACACCCAGGACAACCACCUGGAGAAGUUCUUCACUCUCUGCCACUCCUUGGAGAGCCAGGUGACCUUCCCCAUCCGCGUGCUGGACCAGAAGAUCAGUGAGACGACGCUGGAGCAUGAGCUGAAGCUCAGCAUCAUCUGGCUCAACUCCUCCCGCCUGGAGCCCCUCGUGCUCUUCCUGCACCUGGUGCUGGACAAGCUCUUCCAGCUGUCCGUGCAGCCCAUGGUCAUCGCCGGCCAGACAGCCAACUUCUCCCAGUUUGCCUUUGAGUCCGUGGUGGCCAUCGCCAACAGUCUGCACAACAGCAAGGACCUGAGCAAAGACCAGCAUGGGAGGAACUGCCUGCUGGCCUCCUACGUGCACUACGUCUUCCGCCUGCCCGAGCUGCAGAAGGACCUGCCCAAGUCAGGUGGCCCCACUGCUCUCGCGGACCCUCGCUACCACACGUAUGGACGCACUUCUGCAGCUGCGGUGAGCUCGAAGCUGCUGCAGGCCCGGGUGAUGAGCAGCAGUAACCCGGACCUCACCGGGACACACUCUGCCGCUGACGAGGAAGUGAAGAACAUCAUGUCCUCAAAGAUUGCUGAUCGCAACUGCAACCGGAUGUCUUACUAUAGCUCUGGCAAUAAUGAUGUUCCGAGUGCAACCGGAGCCCCAAGGCCAACCAGCAAAAAGCAUUUCCAUGAGGAGCUUGCCCUGCAGAUGGUGGUCAGCACUGGAAUGGUGAGAGAAACAGUCUUCAAGUACGCCUGGUUCUUCUUCGAGCUCCUGGUGAAAAGCAUGGCCCAGUAUGUACACAACAUGGACAAACAGGACAAUUUUCGGAGGACUCGUUUUUCCGACCGUUUCAAAGACGACAUAACUACCAUUGUUAACGUGGUCACCUCGGAGAUUGCAGCCCUUUUAGUAAAGCCUCAGAAGGAAACUGAACAGGCGGAGAAGAUCAACAUCAGCCUGGCUUUCUUCUUGUAUGACCUUCUCUCACUUAUGGAUCGUAGCUUUGUGUUUAACCUCAUCAAACACUAUUGCAACCAGCUGUCAGCCAAGCUGAACAACCUCGCGACGCUCAUCUCCAUGAGGCUAGAGUUCCUGAGAAUCCUCUGUAGCCAUGAACAUUACCUCAACCUGAACCUCUUCUUUAUGAGCUCGGACACUGCUCCAGCAUCUCCCUGCCCCUCCAUAUCUUCCCAGAACUCGAGUUCCUGCUCCAGUUUCCAGGACCAGAAGAUCGCCAACAUGUUCGACCUGACUCCUGAGUUCCGCCAGCAGCACUUCCUCACCGGCCUUCUCUUCACGGAACUGGCUGCUGCCCUGGAUGCGGAAGGGGAAGGGAUCAGCAAAGUGCAAAGGAAAGCUGUCAGCGCCAUUCACAGCCUGUUAAGUUCUCACGACCUUGACCCGCGCUGUGUCAAACCAGAAGUGAAGGUCAAAGUCGCUGCCCUUUACUUGCCUUUGGUUGGCAUCAUCUUGGAUGCUUUGCCGCAGCUCUAUGACUUUACAGCUGCAGAUGCCCGUAGUGGAAAAAACCGCGCCAGUGGUUCGGAUGAAGAACAAGAUGGGACCAGUGGAAUUAACCAGAAUGUGGCCCUGGCCAUAGCUGGGAAUCACUUUAAUUUGAAGACAAAUGGACCCAUGCUGUCUUCCUUGCCCUACAAGCAGUACAACGUGCUGAAUGCCGACACAACCCGAAACCUCAUGAUCUGCUUCCUCUGGAUCAUGAAAAAUGCAGACCAGAGCCUCAUUAGGAAGUGGAUUGCUGACCUGCCCUCCAUGCAGCUCAGCAGGAUUUUAGAUCUCCUUUUCAUCUGUGUCUCGUGUUUUGAGUACAAGGGAAAGCCGAGUUCUGACAAAGUCAGUACCCAAGUCCUGCAGAAGUCGAGGGAUGUCAAGGCCAGGCUGGAAGAGGCUUUGCUCCGCGGAGAAGGGGCCAGAGGGGAGAUGAUGCGGCGCCGGGUCCCAGGGAAUGACCGAUUUUCAUGCCUAAAUGAAAAUUUGAGAUGGAAGAAGGAGCAGACAAAUUGGCGGCAAGCUAAUGAGAAGCUAGAUAAAACAAAGGCAGAGUUAGAUCAAGAAGCCUUGAUCAGUGGCAAUCUAGCGACAGAAGCAAAUUUAAUCAUCCUGGACAUGCAGGAAAACAUUAUCCAGGCAAGCUCGGCUCUGGACUGCAAAGACAGCCUGCUGGGAGGUGUUCUAAGGGUUCUGGUGAAUUCUCUGAGCUGUGAUCAGAGCACCACCUACCUGACUCACUGCUUUGCAACACUCCGUGCUCUCAUUGCCAAGUUCGGCGACUUGCUGUUUGAGGAGGAGGUGGAGCAGUGUGCGGACCUGUGUCAGCGAGUGCUGCAUCACUGCAGCAGCAGCAUGGACGUCACCCGGAGCCAAGCCUGUGCCACCCUCUACCUCCUCAUGAGAUUCAGUUUUGGAGCCAUCAGUAACUUUGCAAGAGUAAAGAUGCAGGUAACCAUGUCUCUGGCAUCUUUGGUGGGCAAAGCACAAGACUUUAAUGAGGAGCACCUGAGAAAAUCCUUGAGGACCAUUUUGGCCUAUGCAGAAGAGGACAAAGCCAUGCAGACCACUCUUUUCCCCACCCAGGUCGAGGAACUUCUCUGCAAUCUGAAUAGCAUCCUAUAUGACACAGUGAAAAUGAGGGAAUUUCAGGAAGAUCCUGAGAUGCUUAUGGAUCUCAUGUACAGAAUUGCCAAGAGUUACCAGACAUCUCCCGACCUGCGGCUGACCUGGCUCCAGAACAUGGCAGAGAAACACUCCAAGAAGAAGUGCUACACGGAGGCCGCCAUGUGCCUGGUGCACGCGGCUGCCUUGGUGGCGGAAUAUCUGAGCAUGCUAGAGGACCACAGCUACCUGCCCGUGGGCAGCGUCAGCUUUCAGAAUAUUUCUUCCAAUGUGCUGGAGGAAUCUGCAGUCUCUGAAGAUACCCUGUCGCCGGAUGAGGAUGGCGUGUGCUCAGGCCGCUACUUCACCGAGAGCGGCCUGGUGGGCCUCCUGGAGCAGGCGGCCGAGCUGUUCAGCACGGGAGGAUUGUAUGAGACAGUGAAUGAGGUCUACAAACUGGUCAUCCCCAUCCUGGAAGCGCAUCGAGACUUCCGGAAGCUGACCUGCACUCAUGACAAGCUGCAGAAGGCCUUUGACAGCAUCAUUAGCAAGGGUCAUAAGAGAAUGUUUGGAACCUACUUCCGAGUUGGUUUCUAUGGAUCCAAAUUUGGGGAUUUGGAUGAGCAAGAAUUUGUUUACAAAGAGCCUGCAAUUACCAAGCUUCCUGAGAUCUCUCAUAGACUAGAGGGAUUUUAUAGUCAAUGCUUUGGUGCAGAAUCUGUGGAAGUGAUAAAAGACUCUGCUCCUGUAGACAAAACCAAGCUGGAUCCUAACAAGGCCUACAUACAAAUCACCUUUGUGGAGCCUUACUUUGAUGAGUAUGAGAUGAAAGACAGGGUAACCUACUUUGAGAAGAAUUUCAAUCUGCGGAGGUUCAUGUACACCACCCCCUUCACCCUGGAGGGGCGGCCGCGGGGAGAGCUGCAUGAGCAGUACCGGCGGAAUACCGUGCUGACCACCAUGCACGCCUUCCCCUACAUCAAGACCCGCAUCAGCGUCAUCCAGAAGGAGGAGGCUUACAGGGUAGUUGGAGAAGGCACACCUGAUGCCAAAAUCUUGCGUUAUAGUGGGAAAGAAAAUCUUGAGUGCUCUAUUUUUAAUAGCAUGGAUUUUAAAUGUAGACAUUAUUACGAUCAGAUUCUGGCCUUCUCGCUUACUACCUGUGUCAUUUUUAUGGCACUGUCUUCACCUUACAACUCCCUCUUGGACUAUAAAAUGGAGAAAAUAAGGAGGUUGUUUAAAGGAGUAAAUAGUAAGCGUAUGCAAAGUUCUUGGAACAUAAUAAGCCUGAGACCUAACAUGAAGCGAGUCAUGAGAAGUCUAGAAGUCAGACAUACCUGUAGCAGGAACAGCAAGUGCAAAGGCUAUAAGGGAAGACCAAGCUUGCUGUGGACACAAGAGGCUGAUUUGGCUGUAUUAUUUUCCUACUUUCUCCUUCAGGGACCACUGGAAGUAGCCCAAGUGUUUUUGGCCGAAAUUCCAGCUGACCCAAAACUCUAUCGACAUCACAACAAGUUGAGAUUAUGCUUUAAGGAAUUCAUCAUGCGAUGUGGUGAGGCCGUGGAGAAAAACAAGCGUCUCAUCACAGCUGACCAGAGGGAAUAUCAGCAGGAACUCAAAAAGAACUACAACAAGCUGAAAGAGAACCUCAGGCCCAUGAUCGAGCGGAAAAUUCCAGAUCUCUACAAGCCGAUAUUCAGAGUUGAAAGUCAAAAGAGAGACUCCUUCCACAGAUCUAGUUUCAGGAAAUGUGAAACCCAGUUGUCACAAGGCAGCUAAGAAAGGCUGUCUACACCCACGGAGACUGAGGCUCUGCGACCCCAGACAAGGACUCACCGGUACUGAAACCACUGGACGUUGGCCACGCAGGACAGACUCAUGCUCCCUGGCCAGACAGCACUCUAGAAGAUUUGGGGUCCAAGUGACCCCAUGGGGUAUUUUUUCCAUUUGGGAGGGGGGGUGAGGGUAGCCGAGGGUGGUUAAUCAGAAUGCCUGUGUAUUUAUUAAAGAAUCGUUUUCCACAGUGUUGAACAAAACAAGUCAUACACACAUCUCCUGCUGAGUGAUCAGUUAUUGUCUACCUGGAAGGUGACUUUCCUCUGGCCCGUAUUAGGAUUUAGAGGAUCAAUCCAAAUUUCCCAAGGGAAAAUGGAAAAGUUGCCCACCAGCCUAUUCGAAGUGAACCUCAUUCAUCCCCUCUUUAUGGGAAAAGAGGGUGAGCGUGCAGGGGUGCAAACCAUGUUCAACAAAUCUAUGAGGGCCUUAAGGAUCUAAGAAUCAUGAUGGUUGGAAACUUGGGGACAGAUUAAUUAUUUGUGAACUCGUUACCCUUUUGGUAGCGGUGAACUAUUGUUAUACAGUUGUUUUUGCUUUAUUGUUACUGGUAAGUUAAUUUAACCUGUGUUUCUAGAGGAACACACUCGCACUGAUUUAGGAGAUACAUGGUACUCUGAGCGGCAUUCCCUUAAAUUGAAACCAUUUUCCUGGUGCUUUGCAUUUUUUCUUAUGCUCCAACUUGCUCAUUCUUUCUCUCCUCCUCAGUGGGACCAAGUUUAUCUUUAUAAAAGGGUAAUAUCUCUGCUUUCAUAUCGGCACACUGUGCUGUACGCUAGCAUAUGCAUAUCACAUACAGUCUUCUUUGACUUCUUGUGACAAUGUACUUUAGGAGAAAGAUGAACAAAAUUAUUAUUUGAGAAUUAAAUUAUAUAUUUUUAAUAUGACUGAUUACCUUGACUGGUAUUAAAAAUGUACUAAGAGUUGUAAACAAAAAGUUUCCCCUUGCAACUUGUGCUUUUUGUACUGACAACUCGUAAUGCUUUGUACAGCACUUCAGAGAUGAAGAAACAUGGGUGACUGUGGCCUUGGCCAAUCAGUGCUGUCCAGGGUCGGACCUCUUCUGCAAUACUUAUUCUUGGUGCUCCUGAGACAGAAUUUAAUUUGGAUAUGCCAGAACUUUUUGUUUAUAUCAUCAGGUCUGCAUGAAUUUAUAUCUGGAGAGGGACUUUUUUUUGUUUUUAAUUACUAAAGCUUAAGUUUAAGUGACAAACUUUGUUUUUUAAGCAUUCAGGGCAGAACUCUUUUUAAACUAUAUUAUAUACUUAAUUGCUUUCUUAAAUGAGUAUACAUGAUGUAUAUUUCAUAUCAUUCCAUAUGUUGUUUAGUAUCUUCUGUGUGGGAACUCCUGAGUGAGAUGAAGGUUAAAUACCAUUGUCACUACCCUCCAAAGUGUCUCCAUUUAGUGAGGAAGAGGCUCUGUAUGCGAUGUGUAUAGCCGUAACACACAGCAGUCUACAACAGGCCUAUGGAAUAUAACGUUUCCUGGGGGACUCGGGAUGGCCAUCAUUAUCAGCACCUAUUCUAUUCUGCUCUCAAACAACAGGCUUAGGUGCUAAGUUAUAGGGGGCUGGCUUUUAAUGCUGCAAGCCCUAAUAAUCCUAAUAACCUAAGAUAUUCCUGACUAAAUGUCCCUGCUUUUAGAUACCUGUUGGUAUCUUUUUUUACACAGUUGGUGCCACUUGCUGCCCAAGUGCAGGAACUGUGUUCACUGCUGCAUUGCUGUUCCCUGGCCCAGUGCUCAUCACACAGAAGAUCCUCAAUAAAUACUGGUUGAAUGACUAAGUG
This is a messenger RNA of Myotis brandtii (Brandt's bat), 6372 nucleotides long. It is a transcript of the gene DOCK8, whose product is annotated as dedicator of cytokinesis 8. NCBI's taxonomy places the organism in Eukaryota, Metazoa, Chordata, Mammalia, Chiroptera, Vespertilionidae. Gene Ontology annotation, biological process: small GTPase-mediated signal transduction; positive regulation of establishment of T cell polarity; positive regulation of GTPase activity. Gene Ontology annotation, molecular function: guanyl-nucleotide exchange factor activity. The annotation marks the transcript as partial. The record is from RefSeq and is a predicted model, not a curated record. The transcript has 31 exons. Gene Ontology annotation, cellular component: cell leading edge.